Molecule: messenger RNA, 965 nt
Organism: Cavia porcellus (domestic guinea pig)
Lineage: Eukaryota; Metazoa; Chordata; Mammalia; Rodentia; Caviidae
Gene: Rras
Product: RAS related
Exons: 6
Coding region: 39-695 (218 amino acids)
Biological process (GO): Ras protein signal transduction
Cellular component (GO): plasma membrane
Molecular function (GO): GTP binding; GDP binding; GTPase activity
Source: RefSeq, a predicted model, not a curated record
CCCCAGGCGAUAGCAGAGGCGGCGGCAGCGGUGGCGACAUGAGCAGCGGGGCGGCGUCCGGGACUGGGCGGGGGCGGCCCAGGGGCGGGGGGUCGGGACCCGGGGACCCCCCGCCCAGCGAGACACACAAGCUGGUGGUCGUGGGCGGCGGCGGCGUGGGCAAGAGCGCGCUGACCAUCCAGUUCAUCCAGUCCUACUUUGUGUCUGACUAUGACCCCACCAUCGAGGAUUCCUACACCAAGAUCUGCACCGUGGAUGGCAUCCCAGCACGGCUGGACAUCCUGGACACAGCGGGCCAGGAGGAGUUCGGGGCCAUGCGGGAGCAGUAUAUGCGUGCAGGCCAUGGCUUCCUGCUGGUGUUCGCCAUUAAUGACCGGCAGAGCUUCAACGAGGUGAGCAAGCUCUUCACACAGAUCCUCCGAGUCAAGGAUCGAGAUGAUUUCCCCGUUGUGCUGGUUGGGAACAAGGCAGAUCUGGAAGCACAGCGGCAGGUCCCCCGAUCCGAAGCCUCCAACUUUGGGGCCUCCCACCAUGUGGCCUACUUUGAGGCCUCUGCCAAACUGAGGCUCAACGUGGACGAGGCCUUCGAGCAGCUGGUGCGGGCUGUCCGGAAGUACCAAGAACAAGAGCUCCCGCCAAGCCCACCCAGUGCCCCCAGAAAGAAGGAUGGGGGCUGCCCCUGCGUCCUGCUGUAGCUGAUCCAGGAACAAGCUCGUGGGACCAGCUUGUCCUGCCGUGUGGCCUGAGGUCCCAGCUGAGCCUCAGUUUCCUCUGCUGGGAAUUCCAGAACACACUACGCCCCCACCCUGAUCUGCUGGCCUCCUCCGGGCCAUCACCACUGUGUGCCUUCUGCCAAUGCCUCCUUCCCCCACCCAAGCCCCUGGUGGGGUGAGGGGCUCCCAGGUCACUGCUGUACAUAACUCUCCUCCCUCAGAAAAAUAAAUGUCACUGCCAACUUCUGGAAA